ACCAAUUAUCGCAAAUCGCCUCGCACUCGUGUUUUCGAAUGAUGAUAGAUUAUUUUAAUUUUAAAGUUAUUUACUUAGGAAUUAUCAUACAAUGAAAUAAUUGUUCAUUUAAUUAUUAUAAUAAGUUGCAAAAAUGUCGACAAAAUUUCAGCAAAAUCCAAAUGCGGCUUUGGAAAAGCAGCUAAUACAAUGGAUAAACGAGGCUGGUAUGUCCGACGGCGGGAAAAAAUGUGGACUACUACGAAGGAUCGUUGAACUACUUUUGCAUCAACUAUCACCAAUGAUUCCACUAUACAUGGAGAACGUGUUAAGUUUUGUGAGCGAUAAAAGUACUGAAGUUCGCAAGAUCGUUAUUGGUUUCAUACAAGAGUUGAGCACAAACUUCCCGGACAAUCUGCCAAAGGUGAUCAGCCAGUUACAGCUCCUGGUCAUCGAUCCAGUGGUAGCUGUGCAGAAGAGAGCCAUACAAGCGGCCAGCGUUGUGUACAAGAAUGUACUCGAGUGGUUGUGUACGUCCUCGCACGAGGCCGACAUGAAGUUUGUGUGGGAACAAAUUAAUAAGUCUAAGUUGCUGGUACUCAACAUGAUAGACAGUGAGAAUGAAGGAAUACGGACACACGCAAUUAAAUUCCUUGAAGAGGUGGUUUUACUGCAAACACCUGAUGUUGAAGGUUCCAAUGAUUUCAGUUUAGAUGAUUUGCCGAGAACACUUACGUUCUUAAAUCGAAAAUCGUUAGAAGAAGAAGCUGAACACAUAUUCCAAUUAUUGCUCAAAUUCCACAAUUCACAACACAUAUCAAGCGUCAAUCUAAUGGCUUGUAUGACAACAGUAAUAUCUCUCGCGAAAUUCAGACCUAGAUACCUACCGAGAGUGGUCCAAGCGUUAGGCGAUCUUCACACAACCCUGCCUCCAACGCUAUCACAAUCGCAAGUGAACUCUGUGCGAAAGCACCUUAAAAUACAGAUCAUUAAUCUGGUAAAACACCCGUCUUCUAAUGAAAUGAUUCCUCAGUUGUUACAACUUCUAUCCGACAUUGGAAUGACGCAACAAGAGAUCAACAAAGUCAUACCAAAAGAUAAGAGAAACAAAAGAAUGGCUGACGUUAAAAAUGGGGACACACCAGCUAAACGCUUCAGACUAGAUUCUCCACAAAACAGUCAGGGUAGUGACAGCAAUAGCAGAACAGAAUUAUUCGAUGACGACAGUAACCAAAGUGCAAAGACGAGCCCAGUAACCGAGGAUUCAAUUUACGAAGGAUUGAACAACAUAGAUUUCGUAAUAAACCUCGUAACAACGACGUUACUUACUCAGUUGCCGACUGAAAUGCCAGCGAGUUUCUUAACAACUUACAAACCUAUUCCAAACUCAGGGACGGCCCCACAAAAACGUAGUUUGGCGAAAAUGAUCCUUGCAGUGAUCAAAGGUGAACCAGAAGUACUCCCUCCGCCACCGAUAAGUCAACCGGCAACCACAAAAAUACCACUUCUUUCGGAAGACGAUGAAAAGAUAACCCUAAAGAACGCAGUAGCCAAAUUACAAGAAUCAACUAAAGCUGAUCGUCAAGUUGAAAAUGCGGUUUCUAAACUUAUGGAAGAAACAAGACAGGAGUUCCUAAAAGAAGAGGAAAGAAAAACGAAGGAAAAGGAGAAGCAAGUGCCUCCACCGACGCCUUCUGUUCCAAAAUUGAAACAAAAAGUCAAGCUUCUAAAACUACAAGAAAUAACACGUCCGGUACCGAAAGAAAUCAAAGAGCGAAUGAUGAUACAAGCAGUUGCGAGAAUUCUUAAUUCAGAAAAGGAAGCGGCUAUCGGUGGAGCCGCGCAAAUUCGCGCGAAAUUCAUAACGAUAUUCGCAUCUAGUUAUUCUCCAGAUAUUCGGGAUCUAGUAAUGAAUUACAUACUAGACGAUCCUGUAAGCAGGAUAGAUUUAGGUUUGUCCUGGUUAUAUGAAGAAUACGCGUACAUGCAAGGGUUCAAUCGACACCCGGCUACCUUACAAAAGGCGAAUGAAAAGCCCGAUCAGAAUUACAGCCAAUUACUCUGCGCUUUGGUGACGCAGAUUUGCGAAGGGGGGAAACCAUUACUAGAGAAUAGUAAGGAGGUUUUAUUAAGGAGGAUAUACACAGAGGCUCCAGUAAUUACUGAUGAGGCAGUGGAUUAUUUGAAGCAUUUGGUGAUAGAAGAUAAGCUGGUGUUGGCUUUGGAAUUGAUUGAGGAGUUGUGUGUGAUGCGGCCGCCGAGAGCACAUAAAUAUGUGCCAGCACUUGUGUGUCAUGUUUUGAAUGAAAACGAGGAAAUUCGGGAAUUCGCAUUAAAAUCAACAAUUAACAUCUACAAAAGUGGAUCAGACGCUGUCAAAAAGGUCAUAGAGAAGAAUGCGUUGCUAUAUUUGGGUUUUAUAGCUUUGGAUUCGCCGCCAUCAGAGCUUAUGGGAUCGCGUCAUAGCUUAAGGGUCUGGUCAGACGAUUUGUACAAACUGUGCCUCAAUUUGGUCAUGGCGUUGUUUUUGGAGAAUGAAGAGCUGAUAAUCGACGUGGCCCGCGUGUACGGGUGCUCCGGCGCGGAGGCGAAGCGCUGCGUGCUGCGCGCGGUGGAGGCGCCGCUGCGGGGCGUCGCGCGCGCGCACCCGCCGCCCGCCGCGCCGCCGCCCUUCCGCGCGCUGCUGGCGCACUGCCCGCGCGGCGCCGAGACGCUGCUCACGCGCCUCGUGCACAUCCUCACCGACACGGCGCCCCCAUCACCAGAGUUAGUCGAGCGAGUGCGUGAACUAUACGCGACGAGAGUCAGCGAUGUUCGCUUCCUCAUACCAGUACUUAAUGGACUUAGUAAACGAGAGAUUCUAGCUGCUCUACCGAAAUUGAUAAAACUAAAUCCCGUGGUUGUCAAAGAAGUAUUCAACAAGUUAUUGGGUUUGCAGAAUCCGAAUAAUGAACAAUUACCUGUUUCCCCUGAAGAGCUACUAGUAGCAUUGCAUCUCAUCGAUCCCAACAAAGCAGAUCUCAAGUAUAUCAUAAAAGCAACUGCGCUUUGCUUCGCUGAGAAAAAUGUGUAUACGCAAGAUGUGGUAUCAGCAGUACUCCAAAGGCUGGCUGAAGAACAAGACACUCCAGUCCUGAUGAUGAGGAGCGUCCUCCAAGCGUUGACUUUGUACCCAGCUUUGGGGCCGCUAGCGUUGAAUAUUCUGCAACUGCUUAUCGAUCGAGAGGUAUGGACCAACAAAGUGGCCUGGGAGGGAUGGGUUAAGUGCUGUGAACGUCUCGGCCCGUGUGCCUCCACAGUACUGGCGGCUUUGCCCCCGAGGGCAAGGGCGGCUUUGCCCCCACAUCUUGCUCAUGCGCAGGAGACGUUCCCUCAGCCUGUGCCGAAGCCUAUAGAGCCUCUACCUCCCGGCAUGGAAUGACACUACAACUUUAUCACGCGUCUAUUAAUAACAAUUUAAUAAGUACUGGUUUUAUUUUAAAUUUUUCAUAUGAAAAAUUGAUUUUUUUUUCAAUCACAUUAAUUGUAUUUUUUAUAUAUUCUAAUGAAUUUGUGAUGCGUAAAAAAUAACCUUAAAUGUUAUAAUUUAAAAAGAAGAUUAAAUAGAUAAAAUAAGAGAAAGAAGAGCAGAAAAAUACACAAACAAAAAUACCCAGUACUGAAAUAACUUAAUAAAAGGGAAUUAAAACGCACAUCGAUCUAUUGAAAAAACUUAAUAAUCCUGCAAGCGUGAUAAUAUAAAAAUGGAUUGUAUUAUAAUGUGUUGAUAAUAAAACAUUCAUUACA
Molecule: messenger RNA, 3765 nt
Organism: Colias croceus (clouded yellow)
Lineage: Eukaryota; Metazoa; Arthropoda; Insecta; Lepidoptera; Pieridae
Gene: Sym
Product: symplekin
Exons: 14
Coding region: 134-3400 (1088 amino acids)
Cellular component (GO): mRNA cleavage and polyadenylation specificity factor complex
Source: RefSeq, a predicted model, not a curated record